CGAUUCAGGAAGUGGGUCGGUUCUGUUUACAUCCAGAACUGAAAUGUGAUCACAACUUGCAAUUCCUUUUUUCCCACAACAUAUUGCUCAUGUCAACUUUUGCAUUGACGUUGUAUUUAGACAGCUUACAGAUCGAUGGGAAACACAGAAAGCGCUGUGGUGCAGAAACGGCUGGUCCGUUUUCGUCCUGAUGAGCGACCCGUUAUUGAGGGGGUGUUUGACAGACUCCAGAGCACCAGCAGCUCCUCUGUGCCUCCUGGCAAGGCGAAGGUUUUACACAUAGACACGCUCAAGAUUACAAUGAGUCAAAUGGCUUCAGACUCGAUGAUUUUGCGAGUCUUUGAGGGUAUCUGCAGUGUUGACCCUGAAGUGCCGGUGCCCCCUGGUGGUGGGGUAAGUCGAGAGCAGCUGGUGAUCUUCCUGGCAGAUGCUCUUCGGGGCACAGCCGAGGAGAGAGCACCACUAGUCAUGGCGAUGGCUCACGGGAACAAAGCAGCGGUCACGACGGAUCAGAUAAGAGAAUUUUUAGAGGACUUGAUUUCAGCUGUAGUUCAGACACUGACCCACAGGGGACACUUGCGGGGCUGGAGACCAGAUCGCAUGGGUUAUGGUGCUCAGGGUGUGAAGCUUUUGGCUGAGCAGUUGAGCUCAGAGUUAAAACCCUCAGAUAAGAACAUGUGUGAUGUUGCUUGUCUCGAGGACUGGCUAUUUCGAGUCUCAGGUGUGUCCACAUUCCUGGAGCUCCUGAUUGGUGAGGGUCUUGGUGUUGGAUUGACCUCACGUCCAUCUUCCACUCUGCUGCCCCUGUGCCGAGACGCUCCCUGGUCCGAGCUGCGCUGUUUACUGGAUAUACCACUUCUGAUGUUCCUGACAUCUCAGCUGCCUGCAGGACACUCCGCCCCCUGGAGGUUGUUGUUUUCCACCAAUGUACACGGUGAAAGCUUUACCCGCCUGGUUGGAAAUUGUAAAAACCGGGGCUCCACUGUGUUACUAGUGAGAGACACUAAGGGCCACAUAUUUGGUGGCUAUUCGUCUCGCAGUUGGGAGAUCAAACCUCAGUUUCAGGGUGAUUCCAGGUGCUUCCUGUUUUCUGUGUCGCCGUAUAUGAGAGUGUUCACAUCUACCGGCUAUAACCAGCACUACAUGUACCUGAACCAGGGCCAGCAAACCAUGCCCAAUGGUCUGGGUAUGGGUGGACAGCAUGCAUACUUCGGUUUGUGGCUGGACAGCGAUUUUGGGCGCGGUCACAGUCGGGCUCGUCCACGCUGUACCACAUAUGGUAGUCCUCAGCUCUCGGGGGAUGAAGACUUCACAGUGGACACAGUAGAGGUGUGGGAAGUCGGUGUGUCCCCUGAGGAACAGGAAGAGGAUGAGAAUAAGAAGAGUGUUCUGGAUGCCGAUCCUGAGAUACAAGCUAUAAUGGAGAUGACAGGGAAAACCCUGCACAGCCAAGGCCUCCGAGAACCAGAAGAAGACGAUGGAUGAGGAAGAAUGAAUAGAUGGAUUUAUGCAACACUUAAAAAAAUACUUGUGAUGCUUUUAGAUGGACAGGUAGGGGCAACAGAAAAUAUGUGGUCUUUAGACUUUUACUAUAACUGAAGUGAUGUGGAAAGUGUGUACUCUGUAUAACAAAUAAUAGUGAAUAGUCAGGAUGUACAAUUUGUAGCAUACACUUAAAAGCUGUUAAAGCUGCUGUGUUUAUUUGCAGAUGAAUGGAGCUGAUUUCCAUCUAAAUGGCAAAUAGGGAGUUAUUUGUUAAUGAUUGUUGAUGUUUUGUUAAAUCCACCAGGAACAACUUAUUAUUUUUAUUAAUAAUGUGCAAUCUUCAGUUGGGUCCAAAAUUUAUUUUGCAAUGGAAUUCAAAGUUUCAUCAAUAAGUCUAUUCUGCUCCCACUUUGGUUAAUUGUUUCAUCCAUUACCCACAAUGCCACAAUUUGAAUCUUCUGUUUGCUGUCACCACUACUUCUCAGUUUAGUUUUUUUUUGGAGUUAUAACAGUGAACUGACUGCUACCUGACAUCUAUCCCUUAUGCUUGUAGAUUUUUUUUCCUAUUAAAUGCCAAUGUUCUGCUUCCUUUCAAAGAACCACACUUGCUUGUAUUUUUAAUUUAGUCUUGAGGAAGAGAUCUUUUUGGGACUUUUGGGGCUGAUAUUGUCAGUCUUGUCCCUGUACCUGAGCAGUUUCACAGUGACCUAUGAAUCAUUCAUACAUAAAAACAACAAAGCAUGAACCAGUGAGAAAUAUGUGCAGAUCAUAACCAAUGAUCAGGCCUGUGAUUAGUAUACUGCUGAUGCUGAAUGCUGAAAGGUUGGAACGGAAGAGAGGAAAAAUGAAGUUGCUGCUGCAGCUGUUACAUAAACAACCAAUUUUUAAAUUGUAUCUUUCGGCAUUUUGCAGGGUGUUGCAG
This is a messenger RNA of Clarias gariepinus (North African catfish), 2407 nucleotides long. It is a transcript of the gene meak7, whose product is annotated as MTOR associated protein, eak-7 homolog. Gene Ontology annotation, biological process: TOR signaling. The coding region runs from base 136 to 1485 and encodes 449 amino acids. The transcript has 8 exons. Lineage: Eukaryota; Metazoa; Chordata; Actinopteri; Siluriformes; Clariidae. The record is from RefSeq and is a predicted model, not a curated record.